AUGAGUAGAUGAGAACGUGAAGUUAAUACAGUUCACCAAAUCUUCCUUAUUAGCUUCCCCUUCUACCUGUGCAUCUAUAAAUAUUUCAGAGAAGAAGAAGAGGAGGAAGGAAGAACCAGACGAAAAUGAAGGAAACUGAAGCUAAAAGUGAAAAGGUGGACCAGAAAAAGCCCACAGUGUGUGUCCUUGAUGCAUCAACCUAUGUGGGUUUCUGGAUUCUCGAAGGGUUGUUGUCUAAAGGGUACACAGUUCAUGGAGCUAUCCAAAAAAAUGGAGAGACGGACAUAGUGAAGAAAAUAAAGGAUUUGGAGAGGGAAAAGGAGAGAUUGGUGGUGUUUGCGGUGGACGUGUUGGAUUAUCACAGCAUUCAGGAAGCUCUGAAGGGCUGUGUUUCUUUGUUCUGCUGUCUGGACAGUCAAGAUGGCUAUGAUGAGAAAAUGGUGGAUUUGGAAGUGAGAGGAGCUAUCAAUGUGGUGGAGGCAUGUGCCCAAACAGAGUGUAUAAAGAGGAUUAUGUUCAAUUCUUCCUUGACUGCAGCAAUCUGGAGAGAGGAUAUCUGCUCAGAGAAGGAUGUUGAUGAAAGGGCUUGGAGCGAUCAAGACUUCUGCAGGAAAAAGAAGUUGUGGUAUGCAUUGGCAAAGACACUCUCGGAGCAGGCUGCGUGGGCUCUAGCCAUGGACCGAAUGCUCAACAUGGUGUCUGUGAACGGUGGAUUGGUACUUGGAUCCAGUGUUGCUCAGAUGAAUCCCCGGGUGACAAUGUCUUACCUUCAAGGGGCUGCUCAGAUGUAUGAAAAUGGCGUCUUAGCAGUGGUGGACAUAAAGUUUCUGGCUGAUGUUAAUAUCCGAGCUUUUGAGGAUCAGUCCACCUGUGGGCGAUACUUCUGCUUCAGCCAAAUAGUGAAUACUGAACGAGAAGCUGUCAAACUUGCCCAGAGCCUGAGUCCUCUGAUCUCCUUACCAACUAGGUACGAAUGCCAAGAGAGUGAAGUGCAAGCUGAGAGACUGAGGAACAAGAAGUUGAACAAGCUGGUUGAAGGCACUGCCUAUUAGCAUCAGCUUUUGCUAUUUCAACAAGCUAGCAUUUGCUUCACUGCCUAUUAGCAUCAGCUUUGCUAUCUCAACAAGCUAGCAUUUGCUUUCUUCUUCUUCUUCUUUUGAUCUUUUAUCAGUGCUUUGUUAGCCUAUUUGGAAAUGGUAGUUUCCCAUCGAUCUUGCAUCUUACCUAUAAUAUGUGGUGUCUUUGUAUCUAGAAUGUAGGAAGAUCUCUUGGAAUACUUAGAAACAGAAAUGUUUCACAUGUUUGCUUUCGUUGUUAAGAGAUCCCCAUCAUUCCAUUCGGGAUUUUGUUAUUUGAUGUAAAAAAAUAUUUGAGAUAGUAUGAUCCAAUGCAUUUUGUUUUUGUUUGUGCA
Molecule: messenger RNA, 1411 nt
Organism: Diospyros lotus (date-plum)
Lineage: Eukaryota; Viridiplantae; Streptophyta; Magnoliopsida; Ericales; Ebenaceae
Product: cinnamoyl-CoA reductase-like SNL6
Exons: 6
Coding region: 126-1052 (308 amino acids)
Molecular function (GO): oxidoreductase activity, acting on the CH-OH group of donors, NAD or NADP as acceptor
Source: RefSeq, a predicted model, not a curated record